AUGAAAGAACUUUAAGAAGAAUUUGAGAAUAAUGGAGAAAAGUAGAGAUAAAAAUUUUUGAAACAUUUAUAUGAAAUUCUUGAUGUAUUUAUAUAUACAAAUAUUAAAUAGAAUCCUAAAAAUGAUUAAAUCAUAAGAUGGUAUGAACAUGGGUUCGUAAUUUGGAAUGUAGAUGAAUUUAAAACAUAAUUGCUACCUUCUAAUUUUAAACAUAAUAAUUACUAAAGUUUCAUGAGAUAACUCAAUAAAUAUGGAUUCAAAAUAAAAUCUAAAGAAAAUUAAAAAGCUUAUUUUACUCAUCCUACUAUUAGAGAGAAUUAAAGGGAAACAAAAAGAAUUCUAACUUACAAAAAGGCUUAAUCAAAAUUAGAUUACCAAAAAGAAUUAAAAGGUUUAAAAGUAUAAUUAGACAAUCUCAAAGAAGGAUAAAAGAUCUUAAAUAAAUAGUUUUAAUUAUCUAUUAAAAUCAUGAUGAAAUUGCAAUCCCAUUAUGCUAGAUUGAAUAUGGUAUUGUUAUAAUAUUAUUUAGAUGACAUUGCAUACCGUUGGGUUUGCAAACAUUUUUGGAAAUCUUAUGUACACAAAUCAUAAGAGAAUAUGGGGAAAUAUUGGUGGAGAUCUUUUUUAGGUAAUUAAUUAUAAUAUUAACAUAAGUUCUAACUUAAUUCAAUAGUUUAAGGGUUUCCUGAACUCCUAGAAACAAAAUUACAAACUCCUAUGAUGAGUAACUUAGGAACUCCAUUGCCUUUUUAUUAAUUCUUUGGCUAGAUGAAGGAAUUCACAAACUUACUUCUUUAGUGA
Molecule: messenger RNA, 801 nt
Organism: Paramecium pentaurelia
Lineage: Eukaryota; Ciliophora; Oligohymenophorea; Peniculida; Parameciidae
Source: the annotation of a GenBank genome assembly